This is a messenger RNA of Solea senegalensis (Senegalese sole), 10499 nucleotides long. RefSeq names its product ankyrin repeat domain 11 (gene ankrd11). NCBI's taxonomy places the organism in Eukaryota, Metazoa, Chordata, Actinopteri, Pleuronectiformes, Soleidae. Gene Ontology annotation, molecular function: protein binding. The coding region runs from base 559 to 9150 and encodes 2863 amino acids. Gene Ontology annotation, biological process: anatomical structure morphogenesis. The transcript has 14 exons. The record is from RefSeq and is a predicted model, not a curated record. Gene Ontology annotation, cellular component: nucleus.
CGAAGUCAAAGGCCGUUCGAAAACCGCUCGAAUGGGUUGGCGGAGAGGAUUAAACAGAAACAAAAUAUUAUCGUUUGAUGACAUACGUCCACCGAAGCAAGCCUAACGUCGUGCAUAUGGACUUUUUAAUGUUCCUAGUUUGCGGUGCAGGUGAAAAGGCUACGCUGUAGACGACUUUUCGUGGAUAUUUUAUUCUUUUUUCUUUUGGACGUCUGUUUGUUGGUCUGUACGGUCGCAACAAGCUAGCGCUAGCCUCGACUCCUCGGAGCUGCUGUUGAGCUGCCAUGGUCGUCGCGACUUUAUGCGGAUGUGUCCGGGCCAGUCUUUACUGAAACCGACGUCAACAAAUGGGACCAUCCAGUAUCGGCCGAAAACACCGCGGCGUAGACUAACCGUUUCAGUUUAAUUUAAUUAUUUGUGGAAAUCAACAGAGGAUUCUGCAGCGGGUGUUUUCUAGUUGGAUUUUAGCGCACAUUCUCCUCCCACAGCCAUGGAAUCGACGGUUGAUGACGAUGCAAUGGCAGCGUGAAUGAAGCUUGGCGUGGGGAGAGCUGAACGAUGCCCAAAGGUGGGGGUUCUAAAACCCCCCAGCUGGACCACUUCCCACUCAACACCGACAUGGUGGAAAAGCAGGGUGGGAAGAAGGAUAAAGUGUUGUCAAACAAGACACCCAAAUUGGAUCGCAGUGAUGGCGUCAAAGAGAUGAAAGAAAAGGCCCCUAAAAGGAAGCUGCCCUUUACUACUGGAGCUAAUGGAGACCAGAAAGAUUCUGACUCAGAGAAACCAGGUCCAGAACGGAAGCGCAUUAAAAAGGAGCCCACCAACACUCGGAAGGCGGGCUUGCCGUUUGGGAUGGGGAUGCCAGGGAUCCGGGCCGGGUACCCCCUCUCUGAACGGCAGCAGGUGGCCUUGCUCAUGCAAAUGACAGCUGAGGAGUCCGUCAACAGUCCAGAUACAACACCAAAGCAUCAGUCACAGUCCAGUAUGGGUCAGAAGGGAACACCAAACUCUGCAUCUAAAACCAAAGACAAAGUAAAUAAACGAAAUGAGAGAGGAGAGACUCGGCUGCACAGAGCAGCGAUCCGUGGAGAGGUACGCCGCAUCAAGGAGCUCAUCAGCGAGGGAGCUGAUGUGAAUGUAAAAGACUUUGCAGGCUGGACUGCAUUGCAUGAAGCGUGCAAUAGGGGCUAUUAUGAUGUGGCCAAGCAGCUGCUGGCAGCCGGGGCAGAGGUCAACACCAAGGGUCUGGAUGAUGACACCCCUUUACACGAUGCAUCCAAUAAUGGACAUUUCAAGGUGGUUAAGCUGCUGUUGCGGUAUGGAGGGGACCCAUGUCAAAGCAACAGGAGAGGUGAAACACCACUGAAGGUUGCCAACUCUCCAACGAUGUUAAAUCUGUUGCUGGGGAAAGGCACUUACACUUCAAGUGAAGAAAGUUCAUCAGAAUCUUCAGAGGAAGAAGAUGCCCCCUCAUUUGCACCGUCCAGCUCUGUCGAUGGCAAUAACACAGACUCAGAGUUUGAGAAAGGCCUGAAAUUGAAAGGGAAACCCAUAGAGCCUCCUAAAUCUGCUGUCACACCAGUCAAAGAUGAAUACGAAUUUGACGAGGACGAUGAGGAGGAACGUGUCCCCCCUGUGGACGAUAAACACCUUUUGAAAAAGGAUUUCCGUAAGGACCAGAUCGCCAAGGCAGCCAACAGCGCCAACAGCUUCAUCUCCAUACCCAAGAUGGAGGUCAAAACUUAUUCCAAAAGCAACUCGCUCACACCAAAGAAAACUGUCAGGCGGAUCAUCUCUGACAGUAACAGUUCAGAUGAGGAUGACAGGACAUUGUGUUUCACGCCAGCACCAACACCACGGCAACAAGCCCAGCAAACAAAUACCAAGGCUAGAGACUCUGGCAGCAUGAGCUCUAAACAACAGAAAGACAAGAAUAAAGUCAAGAAGAAGCGGAAGAAGGAGAGCAAAAAUAACGCCAGUAAAGAAGUCCGGUUUGGUAAAAUCAACGACAAAUUUUGUACAUCUGAUUCUGAUUGUGGGGAUAUGGAGAGUGAGGACGACAAGGGCUCAAAUAGUAUGAAGGACUCUUCUGCAGCGAGCCUGAAAGAAUCCUCCGGCUUUAACGCAUCCUCCUCCUCUUCCCAUGGUAACUUGAACUCUCAGAAACAAGCUCAGUCAUUAGCAGAACAGCAUCCAAAGCAGUGGAGGACAGAUGGAUGGAAGACGGUGUCAUCUCCUACAUGGUCAGAUGUCAGUUCUCUCUCAGAUUCAGUCAGAACAAGACUCUCCAGUGAGUCUGACUACUCCUCCGCUGAUUCCAGUGUAGAGUCAAUAAAACAAGUUAAGAGGAAAGCACAGGAGAGCAAAAAGAAGAACAACAAUGUGCACAGUAACGCUGUAGACAAGAAAAAUUCUGAGCUCUUCAAAAACUCCAGUGUGGACAGUGCCGUGUCCAAAACUGAUGUCGACGGCAAAGUGCUGAAGAAGCACAAAGUGAAGCAUAAGCACAAAAAUAAAGAAAAGGACAAGACUCCGAGUCUAGUGCUUAAUCAGGACAUGAAUGAGAAAUUUGUCAAAAGUUAUUCCUUUGAUUUUGAUGACUCAAGACAGAAGUCCCUGAUCGUUGAGUCCGAAUCACCGGCUGAGAGCAAAGUCAAGUUGUCCAAACACGAUAAAGACCAUUCAAAAAAGGAGGACAGGAUAUUGAAGAGUAAGUCAGAAGAGAAGGAUUGGUCAUCUGGUAAAGAUCAGCAUCGAACAACAAAGGAGGAGAAAAAUAAGAAAACAAAGGACUCCACUAAGGAUAAAACAAGCAAGGAGGAGAGGGAGAAGCCUGCAAAAUCUGAAAAGGAAAGAAAUCUUAAAGAGAAAGAGAAGCCCAAGGAGGAUAAACAAAAAGCUCACAAAGAGGAGAAGAAGAAAAAGUCCAAAGAGAAGUCAUCCUCGAAGGCAGACAGGAAAAGUGAGCAGAAAGAGGAAAAACAUCUUAAGGUAGACAAAGAGAAAAACACCAAGGAGGAGAAAGAAAAAAGUAAAAAAGACAAGGCACAGAAAGACGACGCUGACUAUGAAAGUUAUGACGUCAACAACCGUUUCCUCAAUCUGGAGGACACGAAGCUCAGUGCCUCGGAUGACCACCAUGACAGAUGGGGCUCUGAGAUGUCGUCUGACUCCUCCCUCUAUGAAGAUAGUUGGGACGCUCCCAUUAAAGAGUACAAGGAAUACAAAGCCAACAACUCCGUUAAACUGAUUGUUGAGACUGUUAAAGAAGAGACACGCAGAAAAGAGAACAAAGUCAAGGACAAGAAGUCGGAUCACAGUGAGAAAAGAUCAGAGAAAGAGGCCACUUCAAGAAAGAAAGACAAAGACUCCUCAGAAAAGACAAAUGAAAAGAAAAAAGACUGGUCAGAAAAACAAAAACUAAACUCAAGUCACUCAGUUGAAAAAGAAAAGAAGCGGAAGGAGUCCACUGACGGAGUCAAAGACAAAAAAGACAAGGAUUCUCUGGACAGCAGUCGAGACCGCAAAGACUCGCAUGAGUCCUUAAAAGAAAGAAAGGACAUCAAAAUCAAGCAGGAAUCUACAAGAGACGAGUAUGGCAAUGAUGCUUUCUUCAAAGACAUUGAUGCCAGCAAGUCCUGUGAUAUCAGAGAAAGAAACCACUCUGGAAAGGAGAAAGAAAAGAAAGGCGAGGGAACAGAAAAGAGGGAAAAGAUAAAAGCAGACAAGCACAAAGACAAAACAAGAGACAGAGGAGUUGAUCAGGAGAAGGAGAAGAGUGAGAAAAGCUCCACAGAAAAACUUGCUAAGGAAAAGGACACAGACCGGGCUACCAAAGACAAGAAGGAGGGAGCCAAAGACAAACAUAAAGAGUCUCAUGGCAAAGAAAAAGAUCGAAAGAUGUCUUCGGAACUGACCAAGGAUAAGAAAGAAAAGUGCUCCCAGGACAAACAUGCAGACAGGGAGAAAGAUUUCUUGGAGAUAAAGAAAGAGGAGAGAAAACCCGAGAAAAUCCGGGAGAAAACAUGGUACAAGAUAGCUGACAUAUUCACUGAUGAAAGUGAUGACGAUGAUGACAGCUACAAUAGUGGUGUCCUCGUGUCUGACUCCGUCCGAAAAGACUCAACACCUGAUCAGGAUGAGCUGGAUCACUUCCCCUCUGAAAAAAGUAGAAAAUCUUCCUUGGAGACAAAACAUAACACAGAAAAGGCAAAAGACAAAGAACACAAAGAAAAGAAGAAAGAAAAGGCCACAUUUGACACAGGUAAAGAGAGGAAAGGCUCCCUCGAGAAACACAAUAAAGACAAGAAGGACUGUGUAGAUGCAAAACAUAAGGAAAGAAAAGACAGGAUGUCAGUGGACUCAAACCAAGACAAGAAAAACAAGCAGAAGCUGCUGGACAAAAGGGACACCAGUGAGGAAAAGACAAAAAGUAAAUAUAAAGACAAGCUGGACCAUUCUAAAGAAAGAAAACCUUCAAAAGGCAGUGGUGAGAAUGAAAAGUCCCUUUUGGAAAAAUUAGAAGAGGAAGCUAUGAAUGACUACAAGGACGACUCCAAUGACAAGAACAGUGAAAUCUCUUCAGAUAGUUUCACCGACAGAGGUCACGAGCCAGUCCUCACUAGUAGUUACUAUGAAUCCAUCAGUCUGGCUGAUGUGUCCGAGGACAGGAGAGACUCUUUGUCCAUAUCUACGCCCCAGGACAAGUUCCGAGAGAAGGAAAGGCAUCGGCAUUCAUCUUCAUCUUCGUCUAAGAAAAGCCAUGACAAGGAUAAAGAAAAGGUCAAGAAAGAAAAGGGAGAUAAACGUGACAAGACAGAGGAGAUCAGAGAGUCCUACAGCCGCAGAGAAAGCCUACCUUUUGAGAAAGAGCCCAUGCCCCUUGAAGCUGACCCUUACACAUUUCCAUAUGGAGGUAAGGGAGAUGGAGAAGAUGACUUUGAGAAAACACUGGAAUUUGAAAAAGAAAUGUCCAAGAAGGACAAAGACAAAGGAUCUGGUGUCAUCAGUGACAGAAUGAAGGACAAAAAGAAAAAGGAGAAACAUAAGGAAAAAAUUAAGGAGGAGAAGAAUAAGUACCUUGAUGGUUUUGGGUCAUUUAAACACUCCAAAGAGGAUGUCAAAUCAGGAUUGAAAGACAGCCCUCAGAUCACCGUUCUGAAAGACAGGUCAAAAGAAGACAGUCCUAAAUUUGAAAUGAAGAAAGAGAGAAAUCGGGACACAUUGGACAAAGAUAACCGAAUGGAUCAAAUUAAAUCUAAGACCAAGGAUGAAAAUGAAAAGCUCUCUCAGUCCAAAGACACAGGUCGGAAAGAUAAUCGUCCACGUGAAAAACUGCUAGUGGAUGAUGAUUAUCAAAUGACAAGUUUUGGCCAGAUGUUGAGUCUAAAGGACCAGGAGAUUGAAGAGAAACACAAGAGACACAAAGAAAGGAUGAAGCAGAUGGAGAAACUGAGACCCAAGUCAGGGGACCCAAAACUUAAAGACAAAACCAAGUCCACAGAGGAAGUCAGAAAAAACCGCAGUGAGCUAUCUUCAAAGAAAUCCAACAGUCUUGAAUCUGGACUUAAAGAGAAGAAGCUGAAGGAUGUGGGUCUUCCUCCCCAAAUGAUGUCCCCAGGCAGGAAGUUCCAGCCUCCAGACAGUCAAAACUCAAAAGACUGGCUUGGUAGCCACCAAAUGAAGGAGCAUCUCCCUGCCUCUCCUAGGCCAGAUCAGAACAGGCCAACUGGUGUUCCCACACCAACGUCUGUCAUCUCCUGUCCCAGUUUUGAAGAAGUAAUGCAGACUCCUCGAACCCCAUCUUGCAGUGCAGAGGAUUACCCUGAUAUCAUGUUGGAUGGGUUGGACUGUCAGAACUCAUCAGCUAUGACUAUGUCAAUGAAUGCUUGUUCCCCAUCCUUCUUUGAAAGUAGGUACUCUAAUCCCCAGAGCUUCCAGGAAGGCACCUGCCCUACCCCUGCGAAGAACCUCCAGCUGCCACUUGUCAGUCGUUCUGCAUCCUCAGAUGUCCGCCGGCCCCUGGAGGAUGAGUUCAAGGCUGAAGCUGACAAAUUCCUUCGACAGCAGCAAACUGAUCCAGAGGUGGACUUUGAUCCAUCGUCCUCCCAAACUCUAGAGGACAAAUCAGCAACAAUAGAUAGGCUAGAGUGCCUGUCAACUCACUACUUUUCUCCAAUCGGUAUGUUGUCCCCCCGGCUGGAGCCAGCACACCCAACACCGGAUGUGGCAGCACCAGCUGUUACUGGCCCUGAGGGUAAUGAGCACCUUCCUGAAAGUGUAUACAGUUACUUGCCCAAACCUUCCACUCCAGUUCAUAGGCCAGACCCUCAGGAGCCCUGCUUUGACAUUGCUGCACCACCAACGCCAGCUCCUGCGGCCUUGCCACCACUGGACAUCGAUGACAUCUCAGAGCCUCAUCAUAGUGAACCUAACCUGGUCCUGUCAGAUCUUCCUUCUGUCACAGAAGAGCAGGAACAGGAAGACGAGGACGACGAAGAAGAGGAGGAAGAUGAAGAAGACGAAGAGGAAGAAGAAGAAGAAGAAGAAGAAGAAGAGGGUGAUAUGGAUGAGAGAGGUGAUGGAGACCAUUGUGUAGUUGAGGAGCCUGAGCAAACAAGGGACCCAUGUCCCUUCUCCCCUCAGGUUGAGGACCCCCUGAGAAAGAGCUGGCCUGCUGAGUCUCCAGACAGGCACGAUUCAGAGGUCCAUCAGCUCUCCCCAACCCAAACUGGACCUAACCAAGGAGAGGACUGCUAUGAACACAGCAUGGGUUGGAACCCUGAUAUGGACCUCAAAUCACCCAACCGGACGUAUGGGGAAAUAGAAGCUGCCGUCUCUAAAAUCACCAGUCCUUAUUCACAUUCAGACAGUGACAUGCAGCACUCUGUACACCCUUCGAUCACUCCCCCAUAUGCUACCUGGAAUAGGUGGCCCAAAGAGGACCCAGAAGACUUUGAUGAGCAAAAGGAGGCUGUGGCUGACAUCCCCUCCUCUCCAGAGAGGCAUGACACAACUAUGGAUGGGGAACCCAACUAUUUAAACACCUCAUCCUCCUCCAAUAGGCUGGAGUCAUUCUUUCAGGAAUGCAACAAACCUAGUAUAGAUGAUAGUCACCAGAUUGACACAGAGCCAACAUGUGUAGAACCAGACAACAGACAGACCCCACACAGUUUCAGUGAUACCACUGAGGGUCACCUGGUUCCACCGGUUGGCCCCGAGCCUGUGGUGCCCUGGGCAGACCCAUUCUCGGCUGAUGCAGAUGAACUGGAUGACCUGGGACCAUUUUCUUUGCCAGACUUACCACUACCAGACAAGUCAGAAGAAGCUGAGCCUCGAGACCCCGAACUAGUGGACCACACCAAAAUUGUGCCGAGCCACAUCAGACAUAGCAUAACAGACAGAGAAGACCCAGACAUCAUGGAGGUUGACCUUCCAAGCCUGGCUAAGACACCAUGCCCUGCUGCAGACCUAAGUUUGGGAGAGCCCACUGGACAAGAUUUAGUUGUACCAUCACCGCAUGACAACUUUCAGCAAGACUUGGAUGUUGAACCCCAGAGUGUACCAGUUAACAGUGCUCUGUCUCUUAUUCAACAACAGGAAAGGCAAGAACCUUAUGGAGGACCCGAUGAGUUGGAGUCCAAUAUAUUGUAUUCCUCAGUGAAAUCAGAUGCCAGUCAGCAACAUCACAUACAGAUCCACUCAUUCACUGAGUCACUGCAGUUACCCCUGGACUCAGUGUCUACUCUCAAGCCAGAGGUGAGACAGGAGGAGAUGCCUGAGCCUGCAGCAGAACCUGUGCCAUGCAGUCCUCUUCCUCAGCCCCCAGUGGCAGUCAACCUUCCUAGCACAGUGGAACUACCAGACACUCAGGAGACCACGUCCAAGCUAACCCCAGUAACCCUGACCACUGUAUCCACCGUUAUAGAUAUGCCUAAGAAGGUAGAUGAAAUCCCACAAAGAAUAACCCGCAAUCGCGCCAAGAACAAUCCCCCUACUGUUGUUGUCCCUUCUACCUCUAGCAUAAUAACCUCAUCUGCCACUGCCACCCCUGUUACCACCAGUCCAACAGCAAGCAUCACCCUGAUCCCUACGAGAACCCCAACACCCACCUCAGGCUCUUCCUUCUCAACUCUGAAGAAGGACAAAGAGUCUCUGCUUCACGUCUCCUCCACUGCAACAAAUACAGUCUCCGCAGUUUCUGUACCUGCUUCUGUGACGACGUCCGCAACGGUGGUUCUCAGUAGGACGACAAAAGGACGCCCUCUCCAAGUGGACGAUGACGAGUCUCAGACCCAGCACCCACGGAAGAGGAAAUUUGCUCGUUCUGCUGGGCAGCACGUCCAGGUCCAGCUGGUAAACACGGCAAUGCAGCAGACAAGAGAAAUGAUUCAGCAGACUUUGGCCGUAGUAGUAAAUGCCAUCAAGCUGGACGAUAUCGAGCCCUACCACAGUGACCGUUCGAACCCUUACUUUGAGUACCUGCAGAUCAGGAAGAAGAUUGAGGAGAAGAGGAAGAUUUUGUGUUACAUCACCCCACAGGCCCCUCAGUGCUACGCUGAAUAUGUGACCUACACGGGCUCUUACCUGCUGGAUGGAAAGCCCCUCAGCAAACUUCACAUCCCUGUGAUUGCACCGCCUCCGUCGCUGUCGGAACCUCUGAAGGAACUCUUCAGACAACAGGAGGCAGUAAGAGGGAAGCUCAGGUUGCAGCACAGCAUAGAACGGGAGAAGCUGAUUGUUUCCUGUGAGCAGGAGGUUCUGAGGGUCCACUGCAGAGCAGCGAGGACAAUAGCCAAUCAGGCUGUUCCAUUCAGCGCCUGCACCAUGCUUUUGGACUCUGAAGUGUACAAUAUGCCAUCAGAGAGCCAGGGUGAUGAGAACAAAUCCGUGAGAGACCGCUUCAACGCUCGGCAGUUCAUUUCUUGGAUUCAGGAUGUGGAUGACAAAUAUGACCGCAUGAAGACAUGUUUGUUGAUGCGGCAGCAGCACGAGGCAGCCGCCCUCAACGCAGUGCAAAGGAUGGAGUGGCAGUUGAAGGUCCAAGAGCUGGACCCAGCGGGGCACAAGUCCCUCUGUGUCAACGAAGUGCCGUCCUUCUAUGUGCCAAUGGUUGAUGUCAAUGACGACUUUGUCCUUCUGCCUGCGUGACACACGCAUGCUCACAGAUGGAGCGCAAACUUUGUCUGAAUCAGUUCUUCUCAAAGAGACUUCGUUUAACAGAACGAACGGAAAGGGCUAGCAAGAUUUACAGAGGACUUUAGAUAAGAAAUGAUUAUAUUCUAUAGAAAAAGUAAAGAUGAAAAACUUGCUCUCAAUUCCCUUCCGCGGAGAAGGAAACUUGUUUUUACUGGGGAAAAAAAGAAAAUACACAACUUGCACUUUCAUCCUCAAAAGUUUUUAACACUUUUGUUUGAUCAGAGUUGGAGAAGCAGAUACAGUUUUUGCUUCGAGGCUCUGACGUCAGGACGCAACUCCUCAGUGCUCAGUUCUGGUGAGACCGGGGGACAGAGAUGUAUUUUCUGCAUUCUUUUUACUCCUGCUUCAAUAGACCCACCACCACCACCACCACCGGGAGGAGCUAUCUGAAUAGAGCUAUCUCAGCAGUGCGGUGCCUGUCCUGAGGGAGGACUGAGGCAAAGCCUCCCGUUGAUCCAGUUCUCCUGCUGGGGCCACGAGAACUAGACCGAGUCGGCGCUGGACUGUCAACGGCGUCGUGGUGCGUCAUGUGGAUCUUCUAUGUGCGUCUACGCCUCGACAGCUGAGACGAACAGACGUGGAAGCUACAACCAGCCGUCGGCGUUGUAGUACGACCAGAGGAAGCCGUUUCGAUUCACUGCACCUGUUCCGCGCAGCAGAGCAGCAGAGCCUGCAGCAGGUCAGGAUACAGCAGAGAGUUAGCGAUGUGUGAGUGAGCGCACAUCAGGGCCCAGUGUCUGAGGGGGAGGAGACUGAACCCGCAGCCUCUCAGCCUGGCUAAAACACAAGAGGACGGGCAUGGUUCGCUGAGGACAGACCGGAGUGUUCCUCGGCCAGCCAAACCCAAUCCCCCACCGCUCGCUCCCACACAAACACGUCAGACCGCCAUGGACUGCAAAAAAAAAAAAACACCACAGGACAACCAGAAGAAACAAACACAACGAAUGUUGAGACUCGCAAAGAGACUUUUGAGAAAUAGUGGUUUAGCAGGAGAGAAAUCUUGUUUUUGUCUAUUUCUUUACUUGGGCAUUUCAUUGUUUCUGAGGAAGUGACUUGAAACACUACAGAGCCAAUAUUAGUUUAAUGGAAAAAAACAAACAAAAGAAAACAGAAAAAAAGUUGUAUUCCGUAAAUUAUGUACAGUUUUUAUAUUCGUUAACCAAUGUAUUCUUGCUGCCUUCUAGAUAAUUUAUUUUGCCACACAUUACUGCACAGUUGUAAAUAACCUAUGUACUGUAAUAUCACUCAGUUAAGUGUAAAGAAAAAACAUAAAAGAAAUAAAAAUUAUCUUUUUAUGUACA